Phytophthora nicotianae INRA-310 is the source of this 1590-nucleotide messenger RNA. RefSeq lists its product as hypothetical. NCBI's taxonomy places the organism in Eukaryota, Oomycota, Peronosporomycetes, Peronosporales, Peronosporaceae. The transcript has a single exon. The coding region runs from base 1 to 1590 and encodes 529 amino acids. The record is from RefSeq and is a predicted model, not a curated record.
AUGAGCGGGUUCGUGCGAGCCGUCGGUGCUGCUGUUUUCUCUUUAUCCGUCUUUACAGCAUCCGCAGCUGGUCAUGACUCUCGCCACCUCAAGACGUCACUGUCCGACCUGCCGUCGUUGAAACUUCAUGUCACGCUCCAGCGGAAGUCCUUGGAGCUUCAUGGAGCCUCCGAAUUCAACGUCUUCGCCAACCCCGUCGUGUCGGAUGACGGUCUACGAGUGCGUUACGAUGGCUUUGCAACUUUCGUCGAGGGCCACUCACGGUUCACGUACUCGCUAGUGGACGGUGCUCCGUAUUUAAUGGCAAACGACAGCUCAUCGAAUGUCCCCAGCGUUGACUGUAUCCCUCCCAGUACUCUACCGUUCGACGCAAUUCUCCCUGCGUUAAACGACGCGACGCCUAUUCCGAGUGCGUCAAUAGGUGGCGUCCCUAUCGAGUGCGAGAGUGGGAAUUUGUUCAAAACUUCGUUCGCUGGGAUCCACUAUGCAAUCUGUUCAUCGGACGACUCUGGCUUCACUGCGAUAGCCAGUGAUGUGACUAUCGACGUGGAUUAUCUCGACGAACCCGUUGCUAUUCCAGACGUAAAGCUGGAAGACGGUUCGUCGUGCGAUGUCUUAGCAGAACCCGUCGAAGUGACCCCACUAGCGCUCGCAUUAUUAAGCGGAGACGAAUUACCCGUCAGCGAUCGAAGAAAACUCAAAGAGGAGUCGCACAUGGCUAUACAAUCUUCGACUUGUUCGUGUAAAUCGACUCCUCGUCCGUGUAUCUUUUACCACGGUCUCGGUAACGAGAAGGAUGAGCCGGGUGUGCAGGACUCUUCUCGUCAUUUCGGCUGGGAUAUCAUCAAGGACCACGCUCCCUGCUGUACCACCAUCAAAUAUGCUGCACUGAACACAGUCGACUUCGCCUGGACUGAUGCUUCACUGCAAGAAAAAGUAUGUGAUCGUGCGCUCUCCAUGUCAGCAAGCUCUGAUUCGGGCUCGAAAAAAAUUAAAGACACGAUCGUCGUGACCCACUCGAUGGGCGGACUUAUGUUCGCUGGCGCGCUCGUCAACAAGAAGUGUAGUCUCGACAAAAGCUCGACCUGGAUCGGUCUGAGUCCGCCUAUGACGGGUAGUAUGUCGUCCGAUUAUCUCAUGGACUUCUGCAACGGAGAGGUUCGUAACCUCAUGACGGACUUGUUGUUCGACGGAAGAUGUCCCGUACCUCGGUCCACAGCGUCUGUGGCCUAUGAGAACGAGAAAUACAGCAGCCAGGAGAAAGAUGACGCGUACGACGCGGCUCAAAAAGUGUACCGCAAGCACGUCUAUGCUGCAAUGUGCAGUAGUUCUUCGGUUGGAAAUAUCUCCAAGUACCAAGCCAAGUACAUGGUAGGAGGUCGAGUCAUCCCGCACAAGUCAUUAAAGAACGACGGACUCGUCGAGUUCCACAGUUGUGCGGGAGGGAUCUCGCCCUCUAAAUUCGGGAAAACGCCCUACGAUCGGUUCUAUAGAUGCGAGCUCAACCACGCAGACACGGCGUUCAAGACGGGAGAUGGCAUCUUCAAGACAACUGUACGCCCUGUGACGUGGUUCGAAUGUCUGCUGUAA